Molecule: messenger RNA, 879 nt
Organism: Rasamsonia emersonii CBS 393.64
Lineage: Eukaryota; Fungi; Ascomycota; Eurotiomycetes; Eurotiales; Trichocomaceae
Exons: 6
Coding region: 1-879 (292 amino acids)
Molecular function (GO): methyltransferase activity
Source: RefSeq, a predicted model, not a curated record
AUGGCAGGAUCCGCAGCAGAGAGUCAGCCCGGGGCACAAAAUGAUCAUCACGCCCAUCCUGCUACCAUCGAGGUGGAUGCUCAGGCUACCGAGAAUGAUUCUUCUUAUGGCAGAGAACUCUCGACCUACACUGCGUCUUUGACGUCUUCAGCGUUGGCUUACCGCCAUGAGAAUGGCAGGCGCUACCACGCUUACCGCGAUGGCACCGAUGAGUAUCCUUCUGCUGAGGUCAUCGGGAAUGAUCUGAGUCCGAUUCAACCAACCAUGGUUCCUCCGAAUCUGAGAUUCCUCGUCGACGACAUCGAGGCAGAAUGGGUUGAUGACGGCACUCCAUACGACUUCAUCCAUGCCCGUUACCUAUGCUACUCCAUCAAGGAUUUCAAAAAGUUGCUGAAGCAAUGCUACAAGCACACCAAGCCAGGAGGCUGGGUGGAAUUCCAGGACUGGGAUGCGCUGGCACGGUCUGAGGAUGGAUCUAUGAAAGGCACGGCACUGGAAAAGUAUUAUGAAGCCUGUAUUCCUGCCUUUGAGAAAGCAGGGUAUCCUACGAGACCGGGUCCGCACCUUGAGGAAUGGUUCCGUGAAGCAGGGUUUGUGGAUAUCCAUGUCCAGAAGUACCGGGUGCCGGGGGGACCUUGGCCGAAGGAUCAAUAUUAUAUGGCUAACUUCCAGCUCCCGCAGAAAAACAUCGGAACGUGGAUGCUACUCAACCUCGAGUCUGCCUACAGGGCAGCUGCCAUGGCAGUCCUGACGAGAUUCGAGUCCUGGAAGCCCGAGGAAGUCGAGGUUCUUGCCGCGGGGGCUCUGCGUGAUAUUAAAAAUCCUAAGAUCCAUGCGUUGGCCGACUUUUAUGUUGUGUAUGGUCGGAAGCCUGAGUGA